Coccinella septempunctata (seven-spotted ladybird) is the source of this 1177-nucleotide messenger RNA. Its product is annotated as metaxin-3-like. The transcript has a single exon. Bases 108 to 995 code for a protein of 295 amino acids. The record is from RefSeq and is a predicted model, not a curated record. Gene Ontology annotation, cellular component: SAM complex. Lineage: Eukaryota; Metazoa; Arthropoda; Insecta; Coleoptera; Coccinellidae. Gene Ontology annotation, biological process: mitochondrion organization.
UGCCUAACUUCACUCCCAUCGAAACGUCAUGUGAAUAUUCCUAACCUCAAUAUAGGAGAUUUUCUCUUUAAAUUCUUAUUCUGUAUUUCUGACACAAAAGUACCAAAAUGGCCAAUGAAACUGUUGAAUUCAGGCUCAACGUCGUACCUGGUGAUUUCGGGUUAGUUUCCCUCGAUCCUGAAUGUAUUCAAUCGAUCCUCUACACCAGAAUAGCCAAAGUGCCUUGUGAAGUAAGAUUUUCCGAUUCUUACAAAGUAUGUACUCUGUUUUCAACACCAAGCUUAGUAGAUGGGAAAAAAGUUCUCAAAGGAAAUCAAGAGAUAACACAGUAUCUUCGCAGCAAGAAUUACAACAUAGAUUUUGGAUUGAACGGAAUGAAGUGCAGUACAACUAUGGCUAUUACUAGUUUAGUACAAGAGAAAAUAAGACCACUUUUAGAAUUUGUGAUGUGGAUAGACAAGAGGAAUGCUGAAGAACUGAUUAUUCCAUGGCAUAUGAAAGUUUUGAGACUUCCAUUCAACUACUUUUACACUAAUAGACAUAAAAAGGAUGCCGAGAAUCUGAUAGAGACAAUGUACCCUUAUGAAGAUAAUCCUGAAGUCAUUAAAGACUAUCUCAAUAAGGCAGCCACCGAGGCUUUCAGCUCCCUGUCUAGUUUGUUAGGAGAGAAAGACUAUUAUUUUGAACACUCACCCACUUCUCUGGAUAUCCUUGUUUAUGCCUAUCUGGCCCCAUUCAUUAAACUACCUUUCGUGUCGGUUGAUAUCGGAAACAUGUUCACAAAUUUAUGGCCCAACUUGGAGAAAUUUGUAAAGAGGAUAGAUGCCAAGUUUAUGCCUGAUUUAACCGAUAAUGCUAGAAAUGUGAUACAAAGUGAAAGGAACCUGGUAAACGAUGAGGAAGUGUCGAUAUCCGCAGUUAUUAUAUUGUCUGUUAGUGCGGUAACUCUUGUGAUGACUUUUAUUGUUCAAAGGGGAUUUUUUAGAUUGCGAUGAACAAGAUCUAGCAGAAUUGUUUAUAUUCUGAGAUAUGUGGAAUUCCCCCCAAGAAAAAUAUUAUAGUCUUACUGUUGUUAUUCGGUCAGAUAUUGUUAUUCCACCAUGUACCAAAUUGAGAAGUUGUGAAACUGAGAACCUUGUUAUUUUAUAGUUUUUAUUUAUUAAAAAAUGCUUUCGUU